AUGGAGGCAAAGAGAGAAAAUUAUAUUUACAAAAUUAGUAAUGGUAAUAAUGAUGGGAAACAACAAAAACAACAGCAACAAGAAGAAUUAGAAGAAAAUGAUGAGGUAACAACUAUAGUUAAAGAAGAACAAGAAACAGCUAUAGCAAAUAUUAAUAAUAAUAUUAUUAUUAAAUAUAAUUAUGAUGAUAAUGAUGAUGAUUUAAAUAUUGAUAAUAUUAAUAAAAUUAAUAUUAAGCUUAACUAUCAUGACAAAAUUGAUUCAUUUCAAGAAACCAACAAACUAGACAAAUCUUAUAAUAACAAUAAAUCUGUUGGAUUACCAAAAUUUCGAUAUAAAUAUUCAGAACAAAAAUUGGCCUUGUACUUGGUACAGGGUGGGCAAGUUUUUAUCCCUCUUAGAGUUUUAGGAGGAAUUGAAAAAAUCAGUGAUAGAAUUAAUUAUAAUUGGAAUUCAGAGUACACAGUUGGAAAGAAAAAAGUAAUUACUGGAAACAUGAAAAGUGCAAAAUCAAUUACUUUAUAUAUGCAUAAAGAUGUAUCAGAACAAGAAAUUGAUAUAACAGGAUUACACAUAAAUUAUAUGAUAAAAGCUAGAAAAAAUAAAUCUUACUCAAAUUGGAAAGUUGGUUGGGGAAAAAUUUCAGAUGGUACAAUCAAACAAUUAAAGUAUAAAGAUUACUUUAAUAACUUUGUUAAAAUAACAAAUGAUUUAGAAUUUCAAAUUGCUAUUUCAAUCUAUAAAAUUGAUAAAAAAAAUCCCAGUAGUAGUAGUAAUAAUGAAAAAUUUGAAUUAUGGUACGAUCAACAAGAUCAGCAAGAAGAAAAUGAUCUUAUUAUUAU
Entrophospora candida is the source of this 842-nucleotide messenger RNA. Lineage: Eukaryota; Fungi; Glomeromycota; Glomeromycetes; Entrophosporales; Entrophosporaceae. The record is from the annotation of a GenBank genome assembly.